Messenger RNA from Porites evermanni, 1645 nucleotides. The record is from the annotation of a GenBank genome assembly. NCBI's taxonomy places the organism in Eukaryota, Metazoa, Cnidaria, Anthozoa, Scleractinia, Poritidae.
AUUGCAAAUUCAAACGCCAGAAAGAAAAGAAGUGUUUUCACAACAUAUUUUGUUUGUUAUCGAAAAAAUGAUCGACUGAAUAACUCUGACAUGGCUCGUCGAGUUCCUUGGAGACGAGUUUGUCCUGAUGUUGUCGCGAGCAGGAUCGAUGAAACGAUCCAAGCAAGAAUUUAUCUUCUACGCGAGACGGGACCAACGGGGUUUCUUUUGAAGGAAGAUGGUUCGGAUCGCAAAUUAAAGGUUUGUUUUCGUAAAGUUAAUUAUUUUUACCAAAAUAAUUGUUCACAGAAAACAUCCUCUAGCAACUACAUUUCUGCUUUUGCUUUUACGUAUUCCGAAUUUCUUUGAAUUGACAGAGCUUAAGUUAAACAUGCCCAAAUAUGUUUAGUGAGACAGUUUCAUAAUGAAACUGUAGUCAGUCAGCCAGGAAAUUAAUUAGCUUUUAAAAUCUAGAUAGAGGGAGGGUUCUCAUAUGCCACCAACCUGCUUGUCGCUGGAGACAUGAACUUUUUGUCCUCGGGAGGUGAUGUUGAAGUGAAGUCCCAUGGACAUGUGACAUGUUACUAUGACAUGUUGCUGGUGAAAAGGCCUGCGAAAUGAUAGAUGAGAUAUAAGUACCGCCAAUGUGUCUGCCGCUCUCUCCUCCACAGAGGCUCCCGCUGGGUAUCCCCAUCAAAAUAUCAAUUAUCGAAAAAAUAGAAAGCGCGCUCUCUUUUUUUUCUCCCCAGCCUCCCCACAACACAAAGAGGCCUCUGCGGAGGAGAGAGUGUCUGCCGGCUGCUUGAUUGUAUGUCGCCGGCUACUCAGACCCCUCUACAUAGCUUCAGGGGCCUUGCUGCCCCUUGAUUGUCACAGCCGCCCAGAGUCGGCCGCCUUCUUCAAAACAUUUUGAAACCCCCAGUAGUAUCCUUUGCAGCCGCUUAGGCCAGAGUCAUCCAAUGCUCCCCAUCCCCUCCAGGGGCAGGCCUGUCAACCCACAGGAACUUAAAAUCUGGACAUUUUUAAAAAGGCGGGUCAAAAUCUGAAGAUUCAUUUAGUCAGAAAGAAAAUGCCUUUAGUUUUCUUGCAGCUCACCAUUUUUUAGUCCCUCAGGUGCCCACCUUCAUGCCAUCAUGGUCAUCAGUAGCUGGUUAUGGUGAAUUAUGCGUGUGCUUUUAGCCAAUCAGAAUCGGGGAAAUAUUUUGAAAAUAUUAAUAAUAAAGAUAAUUAUUAGAAAUGAUGUGAAAAUUGUCAAAAGUUGAAAACUAUCAUCAGCUUCUUUUCAAAAUUGUUCAUGUCAGUUUUCCAUGAGAGCAAGUUAAAACUGGCAGCUCUCAAAAGACCGGGAGAUUGGCUAGUUUGUUGGGGAAUGUCAGUUGGCUACCAGAACUUAAGGCUUUGUAGAAAUUGACCAUAUAUCUUUACAUCAGUGUAACAUUGAACUAUCAUACAAAAAAAUGUAUUUUCCUUGCUUAGUAAGAUAUAAGUUUUGCAGCUUAAAUAAAUUAUUAUUUGUAUAGUAAGGUACAGUUGUCUUCACAUGAUAACAAAGGGAUUGAACUACCCAUGACUUUUCUGUUGUUAGGUCUUCUUAGGAGACCAGCAUUCUUGUACAUGCCAGACUUUUAUGAAGGAGAAAGAGCUCUGUGUUCAUAUCCUAUGGUAA